AUGGAGGACCAGUCGAAGUUGCUCACCCUCCAGCUGCUAAUGGACUACCUGGAGUACUACACCAGGAGGCCCAGCAGCUCCCCAUGCCCGCCAUCCUCACUUGAGGCUGCUGUGAUGCACACCUUCGCCUCCAUUUCCCAGGAGCAUUACCAGCUCUCUUGGACCUGCUACCGCCAAUGUUGUGGUAACCGCGUGGAGAUGGUGGCCAACAUGAUGCAGGACAUAUUUUCACACCCCCUGGGCCCCAACUGGGGCUGGAUGGUGGCACUCCUGACUUUCACGGGGUUCCUGCUGGAGAGACCGCCAGCAAGCCACAAGUUGGCACUGAAGAAGUGGGAUGCCAGGGUUGACCUGGACUGCCAGAGCCUGGUGACCUUGCUGUGCGCUUGUCUCAUGGGGCAUCACCGCACCUGGCUGGAGGCGCACGGCAGCUGGGAUGGUUUUUGCCGCUACUUCAGAGAUACAUGA
Myotis davidii is the source of this 468-nucleotide messenger RNA. RefSeq names its product BCL2 like 10 (gene BCL2L10). NCBI's taxonomy places the organism in Eukaryota, Metazoa, Chordata, Mammalia, Chiroptera, Vespertilionidae. The transcript has a single exon. The record is from RefSeq and is a predicted model, not a curated record. Bases 1 to 468 code for a protein of 155 amino acids. Gene Ontology annotation, biological process: regulation of apoptotic process.